UCUUUCUAAUUCGCCUUCACAACAUAAUUUAAAUUGAAACAGAAAAGCUAAUAAAUUGAACAUUACCUUGAAUAUUCAUAAUAAUAAGUACCUACAGGGUGUUCUAAAUCUGAAGGGAUAUCUGUAACCGUUAUAGAUACCAGGGUAAGUAAAUUAGAUCUUAGGAAAUCCAUUGGCCUUUUGCUUGCAUCGUCCAGAAGCUUCUUCAAAACUCGAGAAUCUUGCUAUUUAGCGAUCAAUUUUAUCAAAUUAUCUGGCAAAAGGCUCGAUGCCAAAAUAAAAAUAGAUAUAGAUAGCAUUACAUUUUGUUAACAUCCAGAUAAUAAUAGAUACCUCCUAGAUAUAAAAGCAACUGCUAAAACCAUCCUAGAUUCAAUUUUAUCUGGACCAAGAAUCAACCAUCAUGCUCCAUUUACAGAAUAUUUUCUUCAGGUAAGGCGAUAUCGUAUUCUUGAAUUUCACACGAAAAUUCAAAAAUAGCUCCGCAGUUUGAAUACACCGAGAGCGUCGCAAGGAGGGCCUCCCUACCAUCCAGAUUUGGUACCGUGUGCAAACAAGCCUAUAGACUAGGCCAGAUCGGCCUGUGCACGUUGCAUUCGAAUAACGGUGGUUGUUUCUGAGAGACAAUCUAAUUUUUUUUAGUUUUCAUUUUUAACGAUCCGACCAGGUCGACUAAACAACAAUCAAAAUGCCUUUCAAGCCAGUCGAAAACCCAAAAUGCCCCAAAUGCCAAAAAUCAGUCUACGCCGCCGAAGAACGUGUAGCUGGUGGAUACAAGUUCCACAAAACCUGCUUCAAAUGCGGUCUUUGCGGAAAAAUGUUGGACUCUACCAACGUAACUGAACACGAAGCCGAACUUUACUGCAAGAACUGCCACGCCCGUAAAUACGGACCCAAAGGUUACGGUUUCGGCGGUGGCGCUGGAUGCCUUAGCAUGGACACUGGCGCCCAUCUCCAAGGGGACGAUAUCGUGAUUGGCAGAGCCCCAUUGAUUUCUAAGGCUAUCGCCAAGGCUCCAGAAGGUGAAGGAUGCCCUAAAUGUGGAGGUUACGUUUACGCAGCCGAACAAAUGCUUGCCAGGGGACGUGCGUUCCACAAAACUUGCUUCAAAUGCGGCGAUUGCAACAAAGGAUUAGAUUCCGUCAACGUUACCGAGGGUCCCGAUAAAGAGAUUUAUUGCAAAGUGUGUUACGGAAAGAACUUCGGUCCGAAAGGUUACGGUUACGGCCAAGGAGGCGGUACUUUGCAAAGCGACACUUUCUCAGUCAGCGGUCAAGCACCAAGAAAUACAGUCAUCGAUACUGCUUGUAUCAAAGCGGCACCGGGACAAGGUUGUCCGCGUUGUGGAGGUGUCGUAUUUGCGGCUGAAGAAGUUUUGGCCAAAGGACGUCCGUGGCAUCGCAAGUGCUUCAAGUGCCACGACUGCACCAAGACUCUGGAUUCGAUUAUCGCUUGCGACGGUCCCGAUCGCGACGUUUACUGCAAGACUUGCUACGGCAAGAAAUGGGGACCUCACGGUUACGGGUUUGCUUGUGGUAGUGGAUUUUUGCAGACCGAUGGAUUAACCGAAGAAGAAAUAUCCAAAUCUCGUCCAUUCUACAACCCAGACACCACGUCUAUCAAAGCGCCACCCGGCCAAGGAUGUCCCCGUUGCGGCGGUAUGGUAUUCGCAGCCGAACAACAACUAGCCAAAGGCACCAUGUGGCACAAAAAGUGCUUCAACUGUGCCGAAUGCCACCGUCCUUUGGACUCGACUUUGGCUUGCGACGGUCCGGACAAGGAAGUCCACUGUCGCGCUUGCUACGCCAAACUUUUCGGACCUAAAGGGUUCGGGUUCGGACACACUCCGACUUUGGUGUCCGACGGUGUCGCUCCAAUUAUUCACGAUGCUCGUCCUAAUAGUGGACCACGUUGCGCUCCUGGACAAGGUUGCAAGCGGUGCGGGUAUGCUGUUUUCGCUGCUGAACAGAUGGUUAGCAAGAGUGGAAUGUUCCAUAAGAGAUGCUUCAGCUGCGCCGACUGUAGCCGUUCGUUAGACUCUACCAACCAAAACGACGGUCCCAACGGUGAAAUCUACUGUAGAGGAUGCUACGGACGCAACUUUGGACCAAAAGGAGUCGGUUUUGGUAUGGGCGCUGGUACCUUGACAAUGGCUUAAGAUCUACAACAGUUUGAUUUGAAGCUUUUCAAAGUAAAACGAAGACGACACAGGCCUGGACAAAUUUACCAUCAAUUAAUUGUCUUGAGUCUUACUUUGGGAAGCUUUUGUUUGUAUAUUCAUUACACUUAACUUUUAAACGAGGAUAUCCCCAAUAUUAAUGAUGCUUUAAUUAUUGACAAUUUGCGCAAAUUAUCUCCUUAGUUUUAAUCUUAGGCUUUGUUUUGAAAGGUAUUUUUCUAUAAUUAUUAUUAUUCCAUUAAUAAUAUAACGAAACUCAGAGGGAAAUUAAGACUCAGAUCGCUAUGGCUUCCGGACGCCAGAGGAGAAAAUGAAUCGUAAGGUAUUCUUCGAACGAAAUACUCAUAUAUAAUAAAGGUCGACCUGAGAAAAUUGUUUAUUUUUUUUGUUUUUUGUAUAUAUCUACACUGGCCAUUUUUAUGUGGUCUACAUUUUUAAGUGAACAGAUAUGCUUUACUUAGCGCUUCUUGGCAACAUUGUGUAACGUUUUUAUUUUUGCUGUAUAUUUAUCGAAUAAAUUUUAGAUUUGAAAUAAAAUGUAAGUAUUUUGUGUUUUA
Molecule: messenger RNA, 2736 nt
Organism: Ceutorhynchus assimilis (cabbage seed weevil)
Lineage: Eukaryota; Metazoa; Arthropoda; Insecta; Coleoptera; Curculionidae
Source: the annotation of a GenBank genome assembly